Molecule: messenger RNA, 1570 nt
Organism: Parasteatoda tepidariorum (common house spider)
Lineage: Eukaryota; Metazoa; Arthropoda; Arachnida; Araneae; Theridiidae
Product: glycerophosphocholine cholinephosphodiesterase ENPP6
Source: RefSeq, a predicted model, not a curated record
CCGUGACAUUGCUCUUUCGGAAACUGUUUACACAAUUAUUCGAAUGUCCAGACGAUCUCAGCUAAAUAGUUUUUCUUCUUCUUCGUUUCAGUUCCCUUUGAAGAUAUAGACAUGACGAGAAGUGCUAUAUUGUUCGCGAUAGUUUUCUGUGUUUUUUUCGAAAAAAUAAAAGGUGGUCCGAAACUGAUUGUGGUUUUAGUGGAUGGUGUAAGGUGGGAUCUUAUAGAUGAUCCGAAAUUGAAAGGCUUCAAAAGGAUCACGGAAACGGGAGUGAGAGCGCCUUAUGUGACACCGAUUUUCCCUUCCAUUUCUUAUCCUAACUGGUAUACCAUCGCUACUGGUCUCUAUCCAGAAAACCAUGGAUUUGUCGAUAACUAUCUUUACGAUAACGAUACGGAUACUUAUUACCUUGGGAAUUCAGAUCCAAAUUCCACGGAUCCAAUUUGGUGGAACGGGGCAGAACCUAUUUGGAUCACAGCCGAGAAGAACCAACUGACAUCUGCCAUGUAUUGGUGGGGCGGAUGCGAAGCGAGGAUCAGAGGUUACCAUCCAGCAAUAUGCGAGAGAGAACGUUUCGGUCCCUCAACGCCAGAAGAAAAAGAAGAUUUUUUGGAGAGGAUUGAUGAUAUUGUCGAAAUGUUCAAACCGUCCAAAAGAUUUCCUAAGGAUCGAUUAUCGCUUGUUCUAAUGUAUUAUGGCUCUACGGAUUACGCAGGUCAUCAAUACGGUCCAAAUUCAAAGGAGAUGAAAGAAGCUUUGUAUGACAUCGACAGCAUUCUAGAUUCCAUGAUGAAGAAGUUAAGAAAAGCUGGUUUGGAUGACGAAGUGAAUCUCAUGGUUGUUUCAGAUCACGGAAUGCAUGACCUUUCAAAUGUGAAAUUCAUUGAUAUUGAUAAAUUUAGUGAUUUCAUAAAGUAUCAAGUAUCGUUCGGAACAAUGUCAAUGAUUAUUCCACAGGAUAAUAUGCUGGAUAAGCUUUACGAAGCAAUGAAGCAAGCAAAUUUGAAUGGGGUCGAAGUAUACAAAAAAGAAAAUAUUCCAGAAAAAUAUCGAAUCAAAGAAAAUGAACGGACAACACCUAUUGUCUUGAUGGCAAAUGAGGGAUUUUUAAUUAAAGGAUUAAGUGAUCCCAACAAAGCACUAAAAGGUCACCAAGAUAAACUUCAUGGUACUCAUGGCUAUGAUCCUGCUCUAGUGGAAGAUAUGAGAACAAUAUUUUUGGCAACUGGUCCUGCUUUUCAGGAAAGGCGGUUGACUGAUGCAUUAAAUAUGACUGACCUGUAUAAUGUGAUGUGCAGUGUUCUGCAUCUUGAUCCACUACCAAAUAAUGGAUCUUUGGACAAAGUUAAAUCAAUUUUGAAGAAGGAUAAACCAUCGCCCACAUACAUUAAAUCGUCAGCCCCUCAUCACUUCUAUUUCAUCUACUCAGUGGUGUCUUCUUUACUGUGUUUAUCACUUCACAAAUUUAAAAUAUUAUGAAACUCAUGUAGGCUGACACACUUUUGAAACUGUUAUUGUUUUUAUUACAUGUACUGUCCCUGUCAAAUUUAUUAGACGCACUGUAAGAUUC